Zootoca vivipara (common lizard) is the source of this 2160-nucleotide messenger RNA. RefSeq names its product mitochondrial ribosomal protein L19 (gene MRPL19). Gene Ontology annotation, biological process: translation. The record is from RefSeq and is a predicted model, not a curated record. Lineage: Eukaryota; Metazoa; Chordata; Lepidosauria; Squamata; Lacertidae. Gene Ontology annotation, molecular function: structural constituent of ribosome. Gene Ontology annotation, cellular component: mitochondrial large ribosomal subunit; ribosome.
UUUUGGGGGGAGCGGAUAAAAUGGUUUUCUGCUCACAAAACCGGAAGGUGUCAGACAAUUCUCGAGGGUUGCUAUUUGUGUGAGUUAGCGUUUCAAAGAAGCUGCUAAACGAGCAGCUGCCGACCCCUCGGCCACGUGCCCGGCGGGGGCUCGAAGGGCUACAACAGGCACCCCCAAACUGCGGCCCUCCAGAUGUUUUGGCAAUAUGCAAUCCCAGACAAGUUUAAGCACAACUCAAAUUGCUCUUUUUCUUUUUUUGUAAUGAAAGCUACAAUUUUCUUUUGGAACAGAAUGCAGGGUAACAUUUAUCCUGGAGAUACAGUAAUGCCUAAGGAUGUAUCCAUAAUUUCUCAGCGCAGAUUGAAAGGGCUCCUUAAUUGAAUUGUACACACUAAAACUCUGCACCUUGUUUAUAUGUAGAACAGUCAUUCUGUAGUGGCAAUGUGUACAGAUGACAAGCUUCAUCAUUGUUCAUGAUUUAUUGAAGUGUACAUCAACUUCUACUAGUUAUAUUAUGUGCGUGGUCCAGUGUCAACAUGUCAACCCAUCUUAUUUCUGUGUCACGGUUGGAGUUUGCUUCUUAGGCCUCAGUUUAAAAUACAGGAUGAUACUUGCAAGUGUUUCAUGUGUAGCUAUAACAUAAUUUCUUCUGCCUGUUAUGGGUAUUGGAGUAUAUCUGAAACCCUGUGAAUUGGUGUUGUGACCCAGCGUCAUGCCCUGCCAUCACUACUAGUCCAAAUGUUUCUCAAAUGCGAUUAAGCACAGAUAUCUCCUCAACAGGGAACUUUUCUUUCUCGGUUGGACACCUCAAGUCUAAAGAUGGAGAACCGGCAAAAUUUAAGCCACCUCCAAAGCCAGUCAUUGUUGAUGAAUCAAAAACCCAAACAACAGAGACACGAUUCUUGAGUCCUGAGUUCAUCCCUCCUCGGCAGAGAACAAAUCCUUUCAAGUUCUACAUUGAAAGAAGUGACAUGAUACAGAGGAGAAAAGUAAUGAAUAUUCCGGAGUUCUAUGUUGGAAGUAUACUUGCUGUUUCUACCGCAGAUCCCCAUGCUAGUGGGAAAAGCAGCACCUUUGUAGGACUUUGUAUUCAGCGAUCAGGAAAAGGACUUGGUGCAACCUUCAUACUUCGCAAUAUAAUAGAAGGACAAGGUAUUGAAAUUUGCUUUGAACUAUACAAUCCUCUAAUCCAAGAGAUCAAGGUUCUGAAACUGGAGAAAAGAUUGGAUGAUAACCUGAUGUAUUUACGAGAUGCCCUUCCAGAGUACAGCACUGUUGAUGUUAACAUGAAGGCUGUCCCACUUUCAGCUAUGGAAGAAGUUCCUAUCAACAAGAUGAAAGUCCGAAUGAAACCGAAACCAUGGUCAAAACGCUGGGAACAUCCAAAAUUCAAUAUCCAGGGCAUUAAUUUUGACUUGUAUCUUAAUGAAAGACACAAAGCAAAAGUAGAAAAAUGGCAAAUGCCUUGGGAUGAAUUUGAUAUGCUGAAAAAGUACGAUACAGUAGAAAUUGAGAAGAAAAUCUGGGAAGAAGUGAAUGAAGAGCUGAAAAAAAAGGUAUAGAAAUUGUGGAAAACUACAUGUAACAACUAUCACCAUUAAUUUUAGCAUUUUUUAUGUUGAAUAAUAAACACCCGUAUGAUCAUUUUCAAACUGUUAGCUUUUUGCAGUGUCAGCUGUACUUGUAUAUUCAAAGCACCAACUAUUGCUGUUUGCUUUAUAUUCUUCAAUAAAUUCAUUUUGUGUUUAAUAAGAUGAUCAAGAAAUACUUGUAGGGCAUGCAGAAUACUUUUUCAUCUAUGAUCAUAGGAAACUGGAUUGAAGUUAGGUGUAGAACUCCAAUUUAUGAACAGUGGAUGUGUCUACUAACUUUUAUGAGGUUUAGAUGGAACUAUGAAAAAGCCAGUAGCAUGUCAACACUGAUAGCAGUUGUCAUUUAGUCGUGUCCAACUCUUCGUGACCCCCUGGACCAUAGCACACCAGGUACUCCUGUCUUCCGCUGCCUCCCGCAGUUUGGUCAAACUCAUGUUCGUAGCUUCGAGAACACUGUCCAACCAUCUCGUCCUCUGCCGUCCCCUUCUCCUUGUGCCCUCAAUCUUUCCCAACAUCAAGGUCUUUUCCAAGGAUUCUCUUCUCAUGAGGUGGCCAAAGUAUUGGAGCC